Molecule: messenger RNA, 1072 nt
Organism: Racocetra persica
Lineage: Eukaryota; Fungi; Glomeromycota; Glomeromycetes; Diversisporales; Gigasporaceae
Source: the annotation of a GenBank genome assembly
UGAAGAAAAAGCUAAAUAUAAGUUUUGUAAGACUGUCGCUUGCUAUACAUUGGAGAAUAAUAUUUCCGAGCAAGAGUUAGCAAAAAGAUUAGAGGUUUCUCAUUCCAAAGUGGAAAAAGUUAUCUUUUGUCAUAUUGAUGAACUUGAUUUAAAAGAACUGGUGGACUAUGUUGCCAAAUUGUCUUUGCCGUGGGAAAAGCCCGCUAAUUUAAGACCUUACGAUUACAGAAUUAGGAUUAAUUGGCAGAGGUUCACUAAAUUAGAAAUCAGUCCUUAUUAUGAGAAGCACAAUAAAGAAUAUUUGGAAGCAUUAGAGAAAAAAGGGAUUGUGUUGAGUAAAGCGGAAUUAGCCGAAAAACUAAUCACUGAUGUUUUGAUUAUGAAUGUUCUGUUGCCUCAAUUAGAUGGAGAAAGAGGGAUUAUUUCGGAAGGUAGAUAUUACAAUUGGACUUAUUACUCUCGCCGAACUUUUAAAGAAACUGAAACUAAAAUAAAAGCCUAUAAAUUGGUUUGGUGUGUGGCUGACGAUGAACCACAUAUUUUAGGAUUAAUGGAUUGCUAUCGCCAAAUAAUCACAGGCAAUAAAGGGGGAACAGGAAAAACCACUAUCGCUGCCUUACUGGCUGAGUAUUUGAUUUAUCAGAAAAAAAAAGUCAAUUUAAUUGAUGCUGACCCCAACCAAGCCUUUCAGUCUUGGAUAAAUAAUUGUCAGGAGGAAGGUCGUCCCGUCUCGUCUCGUUUACCAGUUGAUUAUCAAAUUAUCGAUACUGCCGGAGUAAGCGGCGGCUCGGAAACUUAUCUCAAACGAGCCGAUAUAAUGAUAGUUCCUUUUAUCCCUCACUAUGUAGAUUUACAAGAGCAGCAAGAAGGCUUAAACCAAUUAAAAGACGAGACGGGACGAGACAAGAAAGCAGGGAUAAUUUUGCCUCCGCUUUCCUCUCGCCCUGCUCUCUAUGGUUCGGUGCUUAAUGGCAGUAAAGAUAACUUUUUUACCAAACCAGAAAGCGAGCAAGUAAAAAAAAUAUUCCAGGAAUUAUUUAACCAUUAUGAGAAAAAUAAAAAGUCAAGUUAG